Messenger RNA from Phragmites australis (common reed), 1143 nucleotides. RefSeq lists its product as uncharacterized. The record is from RefSeq and is a predicted model, not a curated record. The transcript is spliced from 4 exons. Bases 430 to 1143 code for a protein of 237 amino acids. NCBI's taxonomy places the organism in Eukaryota, Viridiplantae, Streptophyta, Magnoliopsida, Poales, Poaceae.
ACGGAACAAGAGAAGGGAGUGACCACUGGCUAGCCUGAGCUCUGUUCCCACGUGUCAGCUAGCUCAGUUGGGGCGGGGGCGCUACGGCCGGCCAUGGCCGCCGCGGCAAAUACAGCCCACGGUCACCGGCCAUGGCCGCUGGCUGCGGCGAGCGCGAAUCGCAGCACCAUCCGUCCAGUCGCCACCACGGCGGCCAGAGCACUAGUGAGCGGUAGAGCUAAAGUUGAUACUGCACCGAAUAAAGCAUGGACGGGGAGGCCACCGCCACCCCGGCGCGCGGUCAGCACCAAGGCCGGCGCCGCCGAGGUGCGGCCGUCGUCCUCGCCAGACGCCGUUACCUACACCGCGAGCAUCUCCACGGACAUGCCCCUCUACGAACCCCCCGGGGUGAGCUAGCUGCCACUUACAAUCUUGCAUCUCUGCGCUGCAAUGGAUAGAUGGCGGAUUGAUGCGAGGAGUUGGUCCGAAUCGUGUGCGUGCGUGCCGGUCUCCUUCGACGAGUACCUCCUGGACCGCGCGCGCGUGUUCCGCGCCAUGUUCCCUGACGAGAGCAGGAGCCACAGCAACUCGGGGGAGUGGAGGAUCCAGAUAAUGCCGCUGCAGUUUCUCCUCCUCACCGUGCGCCCCGUCGUCGUCAUGCAGCUGCGUGACCAGCUUACCAGUUCGUUCGUCCACCAGCAGGUGCGAGUGAUGACCGAAACGCACCUGUGCGGCUGUGCGGUGUGUGUUUGCCUGUGGCUGCAGACGGAGUGGGAGCUGAGGGGGCUGGGCAGCGGCUACGCGCCCGCGAGCUUCGACCUCGGCGUGCGGGGUUCGCUGUUCGCGGACCGGAGCCGCGGCCCCCGCGCGGGGUGCCGGAUGAGGGGCCACCUCGAGAUCGCCAUCACCUGCGUCCUGCCGCCGCCCCUGCGCCUCGAGCCUGAGGGCGUCCUGCGAGGCGUCGCCGAGUCGGUGAGACCAGCUAGCUUAGCCGCGCGCGUGCGCAAGCUCCCUCGCCGCGAGCGUCCUAGGCUGGCGGAGAAGAUGAAGCGGGACGUGGACGUCGGCCUCGUCGCCGACUUCCAGAGGUAUCGCCGGGAGAAGGCAGCGUCCAGGGCCACGGCAACGGUGAACGCGAUGACAUCAGACAGAGACGAAGCCUGA